This is a messenger RNA of Marchantia polymorpha subsp. ruderalis, 1502 nucleotides long. Lineage: Eukaryota; Viridiplantae; Streptophyta; Marchantiopsida; Marchantiales; Marchantiaceae. The record is from the annotation of a GenBank genome assembly.
UAGUUUAUUGUCAGCCCACCAGACUGAGCAGGAGAAGCUGGAGGAGAGGUGAAUCGCCAGACAGACUACAGUGGAAGAGUAUUGUCCGCAGGGCGGCCCAUGCGUGGCAAAGAUCGAAGCGACGUGAAAUUCAUGGGCAUAAUUAUCUGACAAAACUGAAAAUAACUCGCACAUCCCCUGCACCGCGUGUGAAUGCAAGUAUUAUAAUAUACGACGAAUCGGUCACGGAAUCGCUCGAGGUCUCACAGUCUCUGGGUCCGCGAGGACAUUGACUAAAAGUCCUGCAGAGCCUGAUUCUCAAAACGCUCAAAGCUCUCUCACUCUGCUUGCGUUAUACCCAUCACACUCCCGGCCGAGCUUUUGUUUCACGAGGGAAAGUGCUAGUUGCCGUCUAGUAGCUGAGGACUCCAGGACUCAGCUGAUUGCCAUGGCUACGGAAGCUCCUCGCAAGCUCAGGGUGUUAGGCCUCCACGGAUUCCGAACCAGCGGUGCCAUUCUGAAGAAACAGCUCUCCAAAUGGACUCCUGCUGUUCACGACCUUCUCGAUAUCACGUAUCUAGACGGUCCAACGCCUGCCCAGGGCGAGUCCGAUUUUGCACAUAUCUUCGAAGGUCCAUAUUUCGAGUGGAUGCAGAGCAAUAAGGAUUAUUCCAAGUUCUUCAACUACAGAGAAUCUCUCGCAUAUAUAAUGGACUUCAUGGAAAAGAAUGGACCAUUCGACGGGGUCUUGGGAUUUUCUCAGGGUUGUACUUUGGCUGGAUGUUUAGUGGCCGUGCAACAAAGGAAAUGGGAGAUUCUGGGCAAGUCAGCAGCUGACCUUCCUCCCAUCCGCUUUUAUAUCGCGAUUGCCGGAGCUCACCUGAGAGAUCCAGGCAUUCACGAUGUUUACCUGGGUUCUCCUAUCGAUGUUCCAUCUUUGCACUUCUCCGGAGAAAAAGACCCUCUGCAUGAGCCAUCCACAUUCUUUCUUCGAUACUGGAAGGACCCUGUUGUUAUAACGCAUCCCGCAGGCCACACUGUUCCGAGAUUAGACGAAACAACCGAAAAAACUGUGGUGACAUUUUUGAAGCAAUUCCACACUGCGCAGCCCGCCGCAGCAGACGAGAUUGUCGAGAAGUAAACAGCGAGAAAUAAGCUGAACUUCAUGGUAUUCUCUCUUUAAGAGCGGAGUGUACUCAUUGUCAUCCUGGUGACUGCGUUUCAUUUCACUUCACGAAGGACACUUAUAAUAGCCUUGGUAGGAGUAUUGAUGCAUUGCCAAUAUUUCUGGGAAGGCUUUCCAUCGCGAAUGGUUCCUCCCUGCAAUCUAGAGUGUCAUCUUUCUAAAUCAUUUCCGGAAAAUAAUGUUCACUGCAAUUCUUUUUUGCCAGUCAUCUCUGACUACCCUACGUUGUAAGUAAAUGGUACAAAAGGAAUUCGCUCAAUUGUGCUAUCGAGUACAUACACAGUCCAUGUCAGCACGUCUUUACACGUGAAUAUCUACCAAUGCAAGCAAACCUCAA